AUGCCUGAAGAGUAUGCGGGCAUUCCUCUCUCUCGGAUCCGUGCUUGCGUCCUCUUGGCUCUAGCCACCAGCGCUCUCGCUGGCUACACCGGCUAUAGUCUCGGCUACGGCGGUCUUGGAUACAGCGGUCUCGGAUACGGCAAUGGUUUCGGCUACGCCGCCUAUGCUCCAGCUGUGCACACUUUCUCUCACGCUGCCCCAGCCGUCACUUACACUGCUGCUCCAGUUGUUGCCGCUGCUCCAGCUGUGACCAGGGUCGAUACCUUGGCUCACGCUCCAGUGGCCACCUAUGCUGUUGCCCCAGUCGCUACCUACGCCGCUGCUCCAGCUGUGACCAAGGUUGCCACCGUGGCCCACGCGCCAGUGGCCACCUACGCUGCUGCCCCAGUCACUACAUACGCUGCUGCUCCCACAGUGACCAAGGUCGCUACCACCUACCAUGCCCCAGCUGUCACCACCGUGGCUCACGCUCCAGUUGCCACUUAUGAUGCUACCCCAGCGUUCGCUUCUGUAGCCCACGCACCAGUCGCCGCCGCUGUUACCACCCCAGUUGCCACCUAUGCCGCCGCGCCAGCUGUCACUGCCGUCCACGCCGCUCCAGCUGUUGCCACGACUACCGUCCACCAUGCCCCAGCUGUGGCCACCGUUGCUCACGCUGCCCCAGCUGUCGCUGCCUACCAUGCCACCCCAGUCUACAGAUACGGUGUUGGCACCCUCGGCUACGGCACUGGCGACUACGCCUACGGCCACGGUCUGCUCGGCUACGGUCUGAACUACAGCUAUGGUCUGGGCUCUCCCUUCUACUACGGCGAUCUUCUCCGCAAGAGGAAGUGUGAGUAUAGAGAAUGUACAUUGCUUAGGAGGGAGUUUCAUAUAUCUUGA
Rhipicephalus microplus (southern cattle tick) is the source of this 882-nucleotide messenger RNA. RefSeq lists its product as uncharacterized. Lineage: Eukaryota; Metazoa; Arthropoda; Arachnida; Ixodida; Ixodidae. The record is from RefSeq and is a predicted model, not a curated record.